Molecule: messenger RNA, 1101 nt
Organism: Bipolaris victoriae FI3
Lineage: Eukaryota; Fungi; Ascomycota; Dothideomycetes; Pleosporales; Pleosporaceae
Exons: 2
Coding region: 1-1101 (366 amino acids)
Source: RefSeq, a predicted model, not a curated record
AUGUCCCCAUUACCACAACUUCUGUAUGACCAAAGGCUCGCCAAUGAUACCCGACAAGAAGAUAUUGCAAGUAGCGAUGUGGAGAGAAGUAUUACGUCUCUUAGAUACCUUCUCUUUCUUUCGCCAAUUCGGAGAAGAAUCUUAGAUAGUGUGUCCGCCUUCGACGUAGCAAAGUUAGUUAACUUGAAGUUAUGUAUUUUGACUGCGAAGGAAAAAGAAAAAUAUGUUAAGCCGAUCCGAGAUUUAGUGUGGGAUGUACCUGCGGUUGAAAGACUUUCACAAGAGGGCAUGAAACUAAUGUUGCUUGGAGACGGCGCUUAUGCACUCGAGCAGCGAUUGCACGCGACAGAACGUUACUUGAAUUCUCAUAGGAACGGAAGGCUCGCAAUCUACCUGUUGGGCACAUUUCUAGUAUUCACGCCGACAGCGACAACGCUCGACUUACUAGUCGAAUUCAGCACUACAGGACAUUCUAACCUUGUACGGUUUCACUGUGACAAGUAUCAACUGGGCCGCGUUCGCGCUGUUUCAGACAUAGAUGCGAAGGGAGACUUUCUUAUGAGUUUCAGAUCUUGGUAUAAGGUAGACGAUGUUCUAGAUCGUACGGUUGAUUUGUGGGUAUAUGUGCCUUCUUUGCGCGACCGUCUUUGCAAAGAAGUCAGGCUGACACCAUUGGACGUGCUACGGAUGGUGAGAGUAAACCCACUGUUCGUGUCACUACCACAUUCUCCUCUAAAACCAACGUUCACUACGACGUGUAUAAAAAGAAAGUUUCGCGAUGCAGCACACAGCGCUUUGCUCAGUUUAUUAGGUUUUAUAUUAACACUAAGACAGCUGUUUCAUCUAUAUGCAGGACACUGUCGGUUAAGGAAAUGGUUGCUCACAGUUGCGGGUGUACAAUCUUUGGAAGUAACUCACCCAGAUCAGUUUUCAAGCGACGAAUUUUCUGUGCACCAGCUGGCCGCAUACUACAUAACAUCUUCGUUAGGUGUUAAUUCAGGCUCGCACGCAGCGAUCGAUUUCACGCAAGUGCCGAAUAUACGGCUCUUCCUUGACGUAGCCAAAUUUAGCAUUUUUGGCGGGAGAAUCACUCUAAGCUAA